Necator americanus (New World hookworm) is the source of this 1125-nucleotide messenger RNA. RefSeq lists its product as uncharacterized. Gene Ontology annotation, biological process: anatomical structure development; regulation of transcription by RNA polymerase II; regulation of cell population proliferation. The transcript has 13 exons. Bases 1 to 1125 code for a protein of 374 amino acids. Lineage: Eukaryota; Metazoa; Nematoda; Chromadorea; Rhabditida; Ancylostomatidae. The record is from RefSeq and is a predicted model, not a curated record. Gene Ontology annotation, cellular component: nucleus. Gene Ontology annotation, molecular function: RNA polymerase II transcription regulatory region sequence-specific DNA binding; DNA-binding transcription factor activity, RNA polymerase II-specific.
AUGUUGCGGGCAGUAAAGUGCAAAGAGAUGUUUGCGGAAGGCCAGUCCCAUCAGGAAAUGUACGCGGAACAUCUGUUCGUAAGUCAGAUGCGUUCAAGGAAAAGACACAGUAACACAUCUGCUGGAAAUGAGGAUGCCAAAAGAGUUGAUGACAGAAACAAAGAAAAUUGUUCACCAGAUAUUCCAAUGGCACCUCCGAUGUACCAAAGCACUCCGCUUAUGGCGGGUCAGCGUGAGUUCUUUCAGUCGAAUAUGGCGAUGGCUCAAGCACAGAUGCCGUUUUAUCCGGGAUUCUUUCCGCCUCCGACAUUCCCGUGUAUGGAACAAAGUUCAAUGUCAUCAGACAGUGGAAUAAACUCGGACGAAUCGAGCGUGCAACAGGAUUCUGCGUUCGACACCAGCAAAACACAAUUCCCACCAGAGGCGAAACCAACGACAUCUUCGUCGAGCCAGCAGCAGGAUUCUCCAUCGGUCAAUCCAUUGGAAGUGUUCGAUGAAGCUCCUGGAAGAUUAUGUCUUCUUAAUGCGUCUACAAAGUAUAAGGUUACUCUGAGCGAGAUCCACCGUCGAAUGAGCCAUCCGGAAACGCUUCAUGCCAGUCUUAUAAAUGGUGUUCUGAGAAAGGCAAAAACGAAGGACGGAUGCAAGAUGCUUCGGGACCGUUUAGCCGAGAAGGGUGUGUCGUUACCGUCAGGGCGGAGGAAAACUGCACCUACAACUGCAUUCACCGCAUUAUGUGAGAGAGAAGCGUUGGUAAUGGCACGCGAUUUCAAUACUCUCUGCAACAACAGUCUGAAUACGUUUGAAAUAGCACGACACGCCAGUCGGCUACAACAAACACCACAGGAACUUGCCAUAAUCAGGCGCUUCCUAGCAGGAGUCAUGGCGAUCUUCGACGAAGUUCCCGAAGACCCGGAAGACUACGUGGAAAAGAAUUCAGCGACACAUGCUAUAAAUAUAUUCAGUAUGCUUACUCACGGUUUUGGACACAAUGUUCUGAAGUCGGCGUGGAGAGUCCUGGGAAAGAUUGUCGACCAACAAUAUGCGAUGCUUCAAGGGGGCCAACCUCAAGGACCACCUCCACCACCCCCUUUCAUGCCCUAUCAUAUGCAACAAUUUAUGUAA